This is a messenger RNA of Chanos chanos (milkfish), 612 nucleotides long. It is a transcript of the gene h2ax, whose product is annotated as H2A.X variant histone. The record is from RefSeq and is a predicted model, not a curated record. Gene Ontology annotation, cellular component: nucleosome. Gene Ontology annotation, molecular function: DNA binding; structural constituent of chromatin; protein heterodimerization activity. NCBI's taxonomy places the organism in Eukaryota, Metazoa, Chordata, Actinopteri, Gonorynchiformes, Chanidae. The coding region runs from base 43 to 471 and encodes 142 amino acids. The transcript has a single exon.
CUUUAGUGUUCUUCUAGAAACAGAGAGUUAUUUUGCCUCAUCAUGUCUGGACGUGGAAAAACCGGAGGGAAAGCUCGCGCCAAGGCCAAGACCCGAAGCUCUAGAGCUGGCCUUCAGUUCCCCGUUGGUCGUGUUCACCGUCUACUGCGUAAAGGUAAUUACGCUGAGAGAGUGGGAGCUGGUGCUCCCGUUUACCUGGCUGCAGUUCUCGAGUAUCUCACCGCUGAGAUUCUUGAGUUGGCAGGAAACGCUGCCAGGGACAACAAGAAGACUCGUAUCAUCCCCCGUCAUCUUCAGCUUGCCGUUCGUAACGACGAGGAGUUGAACAAACUGCUCGGUGGUGUGACCAUCGCUCAGGGUGGUGUGCUGCCUAACAUCCAGGCCGUACUGCUCCCCAAGAAGACCGGGCAAGCUGCACCAAGCUCCGGGAAGGCGGGAAAGAAAGGAUCAUCGCAGUCCCAAGAAUAUUAAACCUUGCUGCACAAACUGAUCAGACAUAAAAACCCAAAGGCCCUUUUAAGGGCCACCCCAGCUUGUUUGUGAAAGAGCAAGUUCCAUUUGUUUUGUGUGGUGUUGCAAGUUCUCUUUGAUGUGAUUUUCUUCUUUUUUUUA